GUGUCGGCCCACUCGAGCCAAGUGAUUAGUUACCGUAUGGAAAUUGGAAAGAACUAAAGUGGGAAGCAAGGAGGAAAAGGAAAAUACCGGCGAAGAACUGGCUGUUUCUUGGAUCGUGAUUCGUUAACACUCCACUCUACUUUUACUUUCAGAGAUUUGUGUCCCAGAGGAUUCAAAGAUCAUCAGCUGCUCAAAGAUCUGUUCUUUUUUGUUUCCCGCUUAUGGCGAAACUUCAGUCUCGCCCCGGCUUAAUUUUCCCGUCAACUCGGCGUAGCCUCUGUUGAGAUCGACGGAGUGACGGAACAGAGAAGGACGGGAUGAUGGGUGGCUUUUCAAUGGGUUCAGCUUUCUAUUCGAAGUCGGGGCUGAUGAUAAUGGCGGCGCUUUUGUUAAUGGCGGGCUCUUUUUACUUUGGCACUCUUUUGGGAAACAAUGCGCCAAUUUAUGUCUCUCAGCUCACCUCCAAUUCGUCUUCGUCCUCGUCUCUCUCUGUCCCUGGAAGCUCCACAUUUACAAACAAAGUUGCUCUUGCGUUCCGAGAAACGCCAUUGACUAUUCCAGAAAGUGGGGUGAAUGUUUGCCCACUGAAGUUCAACGAGUACAUACCAUGCCAUGACAUUGCCUACGUUCACACUUUGCUCCGAAGCUUGAAUGUUUCCAGAAGAGAGGAACUUGAACGACAUUGCCCUCCACCUGAGAAGCGGCUAUUCUGCUUAGUACCACCGCCAGAAGACUAUAGGUUACCUAUAAAAUGGCCAAUCAGUCGAGAUUAUGUAUGGCGAAGCAAUGUGAAUCAUACACAUCUUGCUGAGGUGAAAGGAGGACAGAAUUGGGUUCACGAGAAGGAUCAGCUCUGGUGGUUCCCUGGUGGUGGCACUCAUUUCAAGCAUGGUGCACCCGAGUAUAUACAGAGGUUGGGAAAUAUGACCACUAAUGAAACGGGUGAUCUACGUUCUGCUGGAGUCUUCCAAGUUCUGGAUGUUGGCUGUGGUGUUGCCAGCUUCUCAGCUUAUCUUCUUCCCCUAGAUAUUCAUACCAUGUCAUUUGCACCCAAAGACGGUCACGAGAAUCAGAUUCAAUUUGCUCUAGAGAGAGGAAUUGGUGCCAUGAUAUCUGCCAUAGCUACAAAGCAACUGCCAUAUCCACCUAAUUCUUUUGAGAUGGUUCAUUGUUCGAGAUGCCGUGUUGAUUGGCAUGAGAAUGAUGGCAUCUUACUGAAAGAAGUUAACCGUAUUCUGCGCUACAAUGGAUAUUUUAUCUAUUCAGCUCCACCUGCAUACAGAAAGGAUAAGGAUUUCCCAUUGAUCUGGGAUAAGUUGGUGAGUCUGACAUCAGCAAUGUGCUGGAAGCUCAUAGCUCGAAAAGUUCAGACCGCUGUAUGGAUUAAACAGGAAGAUGAUGCUUGCCUCCAGCAAAAUGCCGAGGCAAAACUCAUAGAUAUAUGUGAUUCAGUUGAUAAUUUAAAAUCUUCAUGGAACACGCCAUUAAGAAGCUGUGUUACAACCCAUGCAUCAACGGAUUCACAACAGUUACCUCCUAGACCGCAACGUCUUUCGGUUUAUUCACAGAGUCUAAGCAGAAUAGAUAUUAGCAUUGAAGAAUUCACUGAAGAUUCCCAGUUUUUGGCAACAUCAAGUUCGUAAUUAUUGGAAGCUGAUGAAGGUACCGGGGACAGAGAUAAGAAACAUCAUGGAUAUGAAUGCAUAUCUAGGCGGAUUCUCUGCCGCUUUAAGCAAAAGGCCUGUUUGGGUGAUGAAUGUAGUCCCUAUGACCAUGAAUAAUACUUUGACAGCAAUAUAUGACCGUGGAUUAUUGGGUGUCUUCCAUGACUGGUAAGAUCACUCAAUAGUUGUAUAGAUUGUUGAACUUUCAUUAGUGCUUUGGCACACUGAAACACUGAUCAGGCAUGCAUCCUUCAAACGUCAGGUGCGAGCCAUUCUCUACGUAUCCACGUACAUAUGACUUACUGCAUGCGGACCAUCUACUCAGUCACUAUAUGAACCACGGAGAAAGUUGUAGAGUAGAAGAUAUAAUGCUGGAGAUGGAUCGUAUGUUACGCCCUCAGGUUUGUUUGAUCAAAGCUCUGAUGUAUAUGAUGACAUUCCUGGUUUUGAUCAUAGCCUCCGUACCUACUCGAAUGUAUUUUGGUUCUUUGCUCUGCAGGGAUUUGUGAUUGUUAGAGACGAUGAAUCAAUCACAUCGAGGAUACGCGAUUUGGCUCCAAAGUUUUUGUGGGAAGUCGAAUCACACAGUCUGCAGAACAAGGCAAAGAAUGAUGAAACUGUGCUGAUCUGCAGGAAGAAGUUUUGGUCGAUUGUUUGAGGAAACGUUCUUCACCGGCGAGAUCUGCCAGCAAACUAUCUAUACACGUUUCCGGAGAAUUUUAGCAUAGGACAGGUUUUCCAGCGGUUGGAUUCUGUUGUCUUUUUCUUUUUCUCUGCCCUAGUAUUAUGUCCAUAUGCUUCUGUGUAUUAUGCAACUCUGUAGAUCAAAACAGUUGAGUUGAUGUAUAAGCAAUCUUGCUUAGAGCUUAGGCAAUACCAUUUCUUUUAACUGUUAGUACAAGUCUACUACUGUCUGUUCAUAACGAUGCUACCCUAAAAUUCAUCCGAAUUUCAUGUCAAUCGAGACAAACUUGAACGCAGCAGUGUACACAGAUAACAUACUAUUUGGUCCAUCCUACUGUGCCCGUUUCUGUACUUUUUGGUUGAUAAUUAGCAGUCUCGACGCAUGUUGGGUUAAUACUCCGUGGGAUCGAUACCCAUGUGUUGUUUCCAAGUGCUGUUUAGGCUUACAAACUCGUUAUCAAGUGUCUUCCAAGUAGCGAGUCGUCAUUUUACAAAGAACUUUCUUUUUGCUUACUUCUAAACAUACUUUCCAAGUCACAGCUCCACUUCCGUUCUCCCUUCAUCCUCUUCCUCGGUAAGCAAAGAAUAAGAAUCUAAGCCAUUGUUCCCCAAAUUUCAUUACUUUCCCACAUAUUUCCCCACUAUGGCUCCUGUUGUGUUUUGACCUGAAGAUGGCAAACUAACAAAAAUAUGCUUAAGAA
Messenger RNA from Linum trigynum, 3049 nucleotides. The record is from the annotation of a GenBank genome assembly. Lineage: Eukaryota; Viridiplantae; Streptophyta; Magnoliopsida; Malpighiales; Linaceae.